AGGAGGGAAGGCGGCGUCGGGCUGUUCGUGGCCGCCUUUUGAAUCGGGCAGGGGAAGAGGAGCUGGCACCCCUGGAGUCGGAAUCGGGUGUGGGACGUGCAGCUUCGCCCGCUCCGAUUCCUGGGCGUCUCCUCAGAGAAGGCUCGCCAUGAGGACAGCAUCAAGGAACUGAGACUCAGAAAAAGUUGAGAAUCGUUAUUCUAAAAUAAUGGCUGACCGUGACGGAGAGAUGAGGUGGGAUGGGCUGUGCAACAGGGAUGCCAGCACAAGAGACAGCGCCUUGGAAAACAUAAAGCAAGUGGUCCUAAAGAAAAGUGAGGCCAUGGCUCUGAACAAAGACAGUGCAUCUCCUGUAACUGCAGAUGGGCUCUUGCCCUCUGCAAGUAGUGCUCCAGGUGGGCUGAACAAAAUGCUUGCUCAUCUGCUCCUGCUUUCCAAGAGGUGUCCCUUCAGAGACAUGAGAGAGAAGACUGAGACCAUUUUGAAGCAUGUUCAGGAACUUGGAAUUAGGAUUCCUAGACCACUGGGACAAGGGCCAAGCAGAUUCAUCCCAGAAAUGGAGAUUCUUCAAGUGAGUGCUGAGGAUCCUCAAAUGCCUUCUUUGUUUGCUGAGUCUUUCACAACUUUAGGGCAUUUGGAUAAUAUUACAUUGGUGAUGGUUUUUCACCCACACUAUCUGGAGAGCUUUUUAAAAACUCAGCAUUACCUGUUGCAGAUGGAUGGUCCACUGCCUCUUCACUAUCGACACUAUAUAGGUAUAAUGGCUGCAGCAAGACAUCAGUGCUCUUACUUGGUAAACCUUCAUGUCAAUUAUUUUCUACAAGUUGGAGGAGAUCCUAAAUGGCUGAAUGGUCUAGAAAAUGCACCCCCAAAGUUGCAGAAUUUGGGUGAUUUGAAUAAAAUCUUGGCACACAGACCCUGGCUCAUUACAAAAGAACAUAUUGAACAACUUCUAAAAACUGAAGAACACAGCUGGUCAUUGGCAGAAUUGGUCCAUGCUGUAGUUCUCCUCACACACUAUCACUCACUUGCUUCAUUCACUUUUGGCUGUGGAAUCAAUCCAGAGAUCCACUGUGAUGGUGGUCACACAUUCAGACUGCCCUCUGUUGAUGGUUAUUGCAUUUGUGAUAUUACAAAUGGGAACCAUGAUGAAUAUAAGAUGCACACACCUGAUACAGAUAUUACAACUCCAGAGCCUUCCUGUGAAGUAGAAGCACUUAUGGAAAAAAUGAAGCAAAUUCAGGAAUGCAGAGAUGAUGUUGAAGCUAGUCAAGAAGAAAAGGCCACACGCUUUGAGAAGGAGAAGAGAGAAAGCAUGUUGGUGGGUUGCUCAGAAGAUGAAGAAUCAGCGCCAACAAGAGAUGUAUCUCGUCACUUUGAGGAUACUAGCUAUGGCUAUAAAGAUUUCUCAAGACAUGGAAUGCAUGUGCCUACCUUUUGCGUGCAGGACUAUUCGUGGGAAGACCAUGGGUAUUCACUGGUAAACCGUCUCUAUCCAGAUGUAGGACAACUAAUAGAUGAGAAGUUUCAAAUUGCCUACAACUUGACUUACAACACAAUGGCUAUGCAUAAAGACGUGGAUACAUCAAUGCUUAGACGGGCAAUUUGGAAUUAUAUCCACUGUAUGUUUGGAAUAAGAUAUGAUGAUUAUGACUACGGUGAAAUUAAUCAGCUGCUGGAUCGCAGCUUUAAAAUUUAUAUCAAAACUGUAGUGUGUACUCCUGAGAGGACCACAAAUAGAAUGUAUGAUAGCUUCUGGAGGCAGUUCAAACAUUCUGAGAAGGUGCACGUCAAUUUGCUUCUCACAGAAGCACGGAUGCAAGCGGAACUGCUUUAUGCUCUGAGAGCCAUUACUCGUUACAUGACGUGAAAAACUCAGCAGUAGCGAUGGAAGGUGCCGCGGGGGCUGCUUACCAGGGCUUGUUAAGGGGCUUCUCAACCAGCAGUGGCUAAAAGCCAUGAGAUUAUUUGUGCCAUAGUGUUCAUUAUUAUAAUUACUACUGCUACUACUAGUAUUAUUCCAGCUCCUUACUUAAUGGAUAUCACUGCUGAUGCUGAGCUUGGUGGUAGGAGGACAGUUGUUCAGAGAUGCACUCAAAUGGAUUCCAGCCUACUCCAGUUAGCAUAGGAGGCAAUGACUUCUGACAGAUAACUAAUUACUGAAAUCUUUGUGUAUUGUCACAAAUAGAUAAAAAUCUGGAAGAUUUUUGCUUUUGAUAUAAGAAUGAUGUUUUUAUAAAAGUCCUGAUGCUGCUGAACUUGCUGGUUAAAUGAAGAGACUAGCAAUUCCAGUUAUUAAGCUACAAACGAAUGCAAGCAAUGCUAUUGUCUGAGCCUACAUUGUACGUGAUAAUUAGAGAAGAUCCUUGCUAAUAAUGCAGAGCUGAACAGGAUGUUACACUAACAGUUUUGACCGUAAGAGAAUCUUUUGCUGUCUGGCCUGGGCGUAUUAUGUCAGAGUAAGGCAAUGUGAGACUUUUCAAAGCUGCUUAAAAAUCUGCAACUUUGUGAAAAGCUAAGUAGUUGAGAGCAAGGAUGGAUAAUAUACUUCUCCAGUAGUCCUAGAAGCUAUCAAAGGUGUGGAAGUAUUAAUUCUGGCAUCAAAUAGCUUCUUAAUAAAGCACUUGCUCAUUUCUACAGCCUGUCCCUUAGCAGCAGCUUAUGUAGUUAAGCAAGAAAAUAGCUAACAACAAAAAACCUUUAAGUAACUUUGACAUACCACUGUGUGUGUGUGUGUGUCUGUGUGUGUGUGUGUGUCCGUGUAAAAUAUAUGGACACUUUUUGUAUGAAGUCUGUCAGUAUUACUGGAUUGUUUAAAUAAAAAAUAACAUUUUCCUCUUUUUUCAGAGUUCUUGAAGUAUCAUUCAUUACAAAAUAGAGGAAUUAAUGCUGUGUCUGGUGUGUAUUUCUAAUUUGUGUUUGAGAGAAAAAUGACAAAAGUUUAAUUGCAAUCCUUGACAGUUCAACAGGAAGCAUCUGCUAUUUCCUUUAGUCAGAAAUGCAAAGUGUAUGCUGAUCCAAAACAUAUAAGCCAAAUGUGCAGUUUUAAAGUUGGCUUUGACUAAAAAUACCAAUUUCAUUCCCUGCUAUAUGAAUUUCAUUUGUGAAGUCAAAUAACUAUUUCACUUUACCAGAUUGGCUUAUCUUUAAAAGGGUAAGGUUUGUACUCUUGUCAUAUAAAUACAUUUGCAAUUGUUUCAAAAAUAUCAAUCUGCAUUUAUACUGUGAUUUUUUUAAAAUGCAUUUUAAAAAUAUUGGGUGGAGAAUAAAUGUUAGUCUGAAUCAUAUCUAAAAAUUAAUUUUAAAAUUGCUGACCUAAUGCAAUACUAGUUCUAUACAUUAAAACCUAACCAAAUUAUUCAA
Molecule: messenger RNA, 3363 nt
Organism: Candoia aspera
Lineage: Eukaryota; Metazoa; Chordata; Lepidosauria; Squamata; Candoiidae
Gene: SESN1
Product: sestrin 1
Exons: 11
Coding region: 209-1870 (553 amino acids)
Biological process (GO): positive regulation of macroautophagy; regulation of response to reactive oxygen species; cellular response to leucine starvation
Cellular component (GO): nucleus
Molecular function (GO): L-leucine binding; oxidoreductase activity, acting on peroxide as acceptor
Source: RefSeq, a predicted model, not a curated record